Messenger RNA from Erinaceus europaeus (western European hedgehog), 918 nucleotides. Its product is annotated as olfactory receptor 4A15. Bases 1 to 918 code for a protein of 305 amino acids. Gene Ontology annotation, cellular component: membrane. Gene Ontology annotation, biological process: G protein-coupled receptor signaling pathway. Gene Ontology annotation, molecular function: G protein-coupled receptor activity; olfactory receptor activity. Lineage: Eukaryota; Metazoa; Chordata; Mammalia; Eulipotyphla; Erinaceidae. The transcript is spliced from 2 exons. The record is from RefSeq and is a predicted model, not a curated record.
AUGGAAAAUAGGAACAAUGUGACUGAGUUUAUCCUCUUGGGGCUCACACAAAGCCCUGAGGGUCAAAAGGUUCUGUUUGUUACUUUCUUGCUCAUCUACAUCGUGACUAUAGUAGGGAAUCUGCUUAUCAUGGUGACCAUCAUGGCCAGCCAGUCACUGGGCUCCCCUAUGUACUUUUUUCUGGCUUAUUUGUCAUUUAUAGAUACUGUCUAUUCUACCUCCAUUGCUCCCAAAAUGAUUGUAGAUUUACUCCACGAGAAGAAGACCAUUUCCUUCCACGCAUGCAUGACACAAGUCUUUUUAGAUCAUUUAUUUGCUGGUGCGGAAGUCAUUCUUCUUGUGGUGAUGGCCUAUGACCGAUAUGUAGCCAUCUGUAAGCCUCUCCAUUACUUGGUCAUCAUGAAUCGGCGGGUAUGCUUUCUCAUGCUGCUGGUGGCCUGGACUGGAGGCUUUUUACAUUCAGUGAUUCAGUUUUUCUUUAUUUAUCAGCUUCCUUUCUGUGGUCCCAAUGUCAUUGACAACUUUGUGUGUGAUAUGUAUCCCUUACUGAAGCUUGCUUGCACAAAUACCUACAUCCUUGGGAUUUCAAUGAUUGCUAAUGGAGGGCUAAUCUGCACAGUCAUCUUCCUUAUUCUCUUAGUUUCCUAUGGUAUCAUAUUACAUUCCCUCAAGGGUCAUAGUGUAGAAGGGAAACGCAAAGCCUUCUAUACAUGUGCAUCUCAUAUAACUGUGAUCAUUUUAUUCUUUGUUCCCUGUAUCUUCCUUUAUGCAAGGCCCAAUUCCACCUUUCCCAUUGACAAAUCCAUGACGGUGGUUUUAACUUUCAUAACUCCCAUGUUGAACCCCUUAAUCUACACCCUGAGAAAUUCAGAAAUGAAAAAUGCCAUGAGGAAACUUUGGAGUAAAAAUGUGUCUUGA